CUGAUAGACGGCACUGACUGGCAUCACUGCUGGGCACUGACUGGCGGCACUGACUGGCACAACCCCUGGGCACUGACUGGUGGCACUGACUGGCAGCACUGCUGGGCUGCACUGGUGGGUGUCACUGGUGGGCAGCACUGGUGGGUGGGCACAGGUGGGUGGCACUGGUGGGCACAGGUGGGUGGGCACAGGUGGGUGGCACUGCUGGGCACAGGUAGGUGGCACUUCUGGGCACAGGUGUGUGACACUGCAGAGUGGCACAGGUGGGUGCACUGCUGGGCACAGGUGGGUGCACUGCUGGGCACAGGUGGGUGUGCACUGCUGGGCACAGGUGGGCGGAGCUAGUGGGCGCACUGCUGGGCACAGGUGGGCGGAACUUGCGGGUGGCACUGCUGGGCACCGGUGGUAAAAGGCUGCUGUGAUUGGC
Messenger RNA from Staurois parvus, 427 nucleotides. The record is from the annotation of a GenBank genome assembly. NCBI's taxonomy places the organism in Eukaryota, Metazoa, Chordata, Amphibia, Anura, Ranidae.